Fonsecaea multimorphosa CBS 102226 is the source of this 1590-nucleotide messenger RNA. RefSeq lists its product as uncharacterized. Lineage: Eukaryota; Fungi; Ascomycota; Eurotiomycetes; Chaetothyriales; Herpotrichiellaceae. The coding region runs from base 1 to 1590 and encodes 529 amino acids. The record is from RefSeq and is a predicted model, not a curated record. The transcript is spliced from 3 exons.
AUGGCCACGGAUUCGUCGUUUUACGAAUCUUGCUCAUCCGGGACUUGGGAUACUGAGGCCAAUUCGGAUUCCGGAGAGGACAAUCGACGCGUCGAUGAUAACGACUUCCCUAAUACAGCACAGAGGCUUAAUCCCCGGUUGAAACUGACGUUCAACAACCGAGGAAAAGAGACCCAACAAAGACCUAGGCUUCUAUUCCGGGCUUUCGAGCCUGAACACGGAUUACGAGCUCGCUGCUUUCAAGGUCUAUCUCCGUUGGCACCUCUUCCGGCGCCAUCCACGUACGACCAUAACAAAUUCAAAGACUCAGCUUACCGACAUCUAAUUCAAGACAAAACAUUUUCGUCCCCGUUCUUGUCAUUCACUGAAAAUCCACACAGGGCACUAGGAGCCCACCUAGCUAAAAGUCCAGAACGCCGCUCAUUAGCAAUUCUUGACCACAACAUACUCGAAGAGGAGUAUAGGAAAGCAUACGGAACAGAUACUGGGAUUUGGCUUGUACCUGAAUUGGUCAAAGAAUAUGAUUUUAACGACUUGAGGAAGGUUGACCACGAUCCGAGUCUACAUAAUGUUGUGAAAAGACAAAGGCCAUACACGGGGAUUGGCGAGUUCCUUAUCUGGGGCUCCGUGCUUUGUGAUCCCGUCGCUGUGCUAAGCUACGAGGAAGCACUUCAGGUAUUCGAAGUGCUCGACAAACUGAAAAAGUCCAAGGCAGUUGUGAGCUACUCCUCUGGUGUGAUUGUCGGCCAAUGUCUAAAAGGUAUCCCACAGAUGUACAAAGCGGUCGUGGCACGGAAACUUGUUCGUGCCUUCGAGAUUAAAGGGUAUGGAAAAGCUCGCGACAACAUUCACCUUGAAGAAUUUAUGGAAGGAGUUGAAACCGUCUCACCAGAUCCUAGCGAUUACGGUCCCAUUUCCAACGAACUUGACUUAUCUCAAGUACGUACAGAAACAGUCAAGAUUCUUGGGUCGACUCGAAACACGAAGAUGAAACAAAGUACGGUUGAGGCACCAGAGAUAACUUCAUUUGACGGAGUAGAGAUUUCUCAAUCUCAACAACACAUCUCGCAAGUGGUCGACUCUGGACAUGAUGUUUUCAGAAGAGAGUUAGAGAUAUGGGCGGCGGUCCCGACGCCAACUCCACCACCUCACAAUAUGGAGCAGGCGCCCAUACCUCGACAGAACCCAACAGUUUGUCAGCCAGAGAAGGCCUCAUCCUCAGCAAAUGUGAUCGACUUGACGUUGGAGGAUAUCCACCAAAGCCAUACAUCAGAAAAGGUCGCACUAUCUAAAGAUACCAACAAAGUCAAUAGGAACAAACUUUCCCAGAGAUACGCAGUCACGAGAACGAGAAGAACGACCUUGAACUCCUCUAUCAAAAACGUCGACAGGCAGAAAUUCGGCUCUCACAGAAUCAAUUCUCCUUCCCUGUCCGAGGACGAUGAUGAAGUUCAAGUUAUCGCAGAACGGAAAUAUUAUACUCGACGCCGGCUGAUCCGCAGAACGACGAGGACGGAGAAAAGCAAAACAGUUAUCACGAUUCGGAGCCGGAGUGUGAGCGAGGGUAUCGUCUUCAAUCAGCGACGAUGA